Molecule: messenger RNA, 470 nt
Organism: Zychaea mexicana
Lineage: Eukaryota; Fungi; Mucoromycota; Mucoromycetes; Mucorales; Lichtheimiaceae
Exons: 3
Coding region: 90-470 (126 amino acids)
Biological process (GO): mitochondrial respiratory chain complex III assembly
Cellular component (GO): Cbp3p-Cbp6 complex; mitochondrion
Molecular function (GO): ribosome binding
Source: RefSeq, a predicted model, not a curated record
GGUGUUGCGGGGUUUAAGAGAGACGCUGCUGCCUCCCCAGGCUUGUCCGCACCGAAAUAAAAUCUUUCUACAAGCAACAACAUUACGAAAUGUCAGCAGCACGCGCUGAAAUCCACACACUAUAUCGCAACUACCUUCGGCUAGUACGAGACUGGCCUGCUGAUAAGGUACGACCCAACCGCGACAUGAAACAAGUGUUGGCACAACGCGUCGAAGAGACUUUUCGACGACCAUUGGAAGACGACAGUGUACCAUUCAACGUAAAAGAUGCCCAAAGUCAGUUGGAAGCAUUGGAAAAGCUGCUCAACAAUGAAUACAAAAAUAAGUAUCCGUUGUCCGAUAAAAUUCUGUCACCAGCAAGCAACCCUAAUUAUUACGCUCGAUUGGUGUCGUCAUUAGGCGCUACAAAGGAUACGGAAAAGAAGAGUCCAUUGGCCAAACUUUUUGAUAUCCAAGGCGGAGCGUUGUAA